Molecule: messenger RNA, 3125 nt
Organism: Lepus europaeus (European hare)
Lineage: Eukaryota; Metazoa; Chordata; Mammalia; Lagomorpha; Leporidae
Gene: ELOVL4
Product: ELOVL fatty acid elongase 4
Exons: 6
Coding region: 202-1146 (314 amino acids)
Biological process (GO): very long-chain fatty acid biosynthetic process; fatty acid elongation, polyunsaturated fatty acid; sphingolipid biosynthetic process
Cellular component (GO): endoplasmic reticulum; endoplasmic reticulum membrane
Molecular function (GO): fatty acid elongase activity
Source: RefSeq, a predicted model, not a curated record
GCUCGUCGACGUCGCCGCCGCUGCAUCCUUCGCCGCCGCGGCCCCGGGAGGAGGGGGAGAAGACCCAGCCGGGCCGUCGCCGUUGGAGGGGUCCUGGGCUGCCGCUCGCCCCCGCCCCUGAGCUGUCGCCCCCUUGGUCAGCCCUCCCCGGGGUCUCGGCUCGUUCCUGCCUCCGCCGCCUGCGCCAGCCUCGGCUCCGCGAUGGGGCUCCUGGACUCGGAGCCGGGCAGUGUCCUGAACGUGGUGUCCACGGCGCUCAACGACACCGUGGAGUUCUACCGCUGGACCUGGUCCAUCGCAGAUAAGCGUGUGGAAGAUUGGCCGCUGAUGCGGUCUCCAUGGCCCACGCUGAGUAUAAGCACCCUUUAUCUCCUGUUCGUGUGGCUAGGUCCAAAAUGGAUGAAGGACCGAGAACCUUUCCAGAUGCGCUUAGUCCUCAUUAUCUAUAAUUUUGGAAUGGUUUUGCUUAACCUUUUUAUCUUCAGAGAAUUACUCAUGGGAUCAUAUAAUGCAGGAUACAGCUAUAUUUGCCAGAGUGUGGAUUAUUCUAACAAUGUUAAUGAAGUCAGGAUAGCUGCUGCUUUAUGGUGGUACUUUGUAUCUAAAGGAGUUGAAUAUUUGGACACAGUGUUUUUUAUCCUUCGGAAGAAAAACAAUCAAGUUUCUUUCCUUCAUGUAUACCACCACUGUACCAUGUUUACAUUGUGGUGGAUUGGGAUUAAAUGGGUUGCAGGGGGACAAGCAUUUUUUGGCGCCCAAAUGAAUUCCUUCAUCCAUGUGAUAAUGUACUCCUACUAUGGGUUAACUGCAUUUGGCCCAUGGAUUCAGAAGUAUCUUUGGUGGAAACGAUACCUGACCAUGUUGCAGCUGGUUCAGUUCCAUGUGACCAUUGGACACACAGCACUGUCUCUCUACACUGAUUGCCCUUUCCCCAAAUGGAUGCACUGGGCUUUAAUUGCCUAUGCAAUUAGCUUCAUCUUCCUCUUCCUUAACUUCUACAUUCGGACAUACAAUGAGCCUAAGAAACCCAAAACUGGAAAAACAGCCAUGAAUGGUAUUUCAGCAAAUGGUGUGAACAAAUCAGACAACCAGCUAGUGAUAGAAAAUGGAAAAAAGCAGAAAAAUGGAAAAGCAAAAGGAGAGUAAAUUGAACUGGGCCUUACCUGUUGUUGACAGUGAGGAGACUCCUAUGUCAUAGAAAAUUUCAGGGAAAACAGAAGCAGAGGAGGAUUUGGGGUUGGGGAGAAGAGGCAAAUGUGCUCUUUGUGCUCUAUUAACCUUUAGACUAAGCAAAGUGUUAAAUAUAAUGCCCAGAUGCUUUAUUUAUGAAGUUUUUAUUUUAAACUUUUUUUUUUUUUAUUAACCUUGAUGUUGUCAAGACCAAAGCAAUCGACACGUGACUUUGGAGAUUCUCCCUUGUUCACAUCCAUUUAUCUACUGGGGGAGAUUUUUCAUGUAUCACCCAUUCUUCAGUCAGAAUUUCAGAUGAUCAGAGGAACAGUCAAUGAAUUUUUUUCUGAUAAAUGACUGAAUACCUACUGAUUAAAAUCAGUUACCUUACAUUUUUCUGGUCCAAAGUGGGAAAUUCAGAUACAUUUAAAUUUGCACAUUUGAAAACAAUAAAAUAAAUUUGCACAUUUGGAUUCGUAUGGUGACCAGAAUGGUCAACUCUCUCCACCUCUAGUCAGAAUAUACCCUUUUGGUUGUAAUUAAAUUUUAAAAACCUGCUGAUCUCUGUAGAAUCUUAGAGGCUUGAUGAUGAUGGUGUUGGUAAAAAUAAGAAAGCAUUAAGUAAAAAUCCUGUCAAGUGACCCAAAGGUCACCAUGACUCACGGCACAAAUCACUGUGGGAAACAAUUUUGGUGAUGAGAAGGCAGCCUUCGAAUGCUCCUAUUAUUAGCAAGCAGAAAUCUAUUAUGAAAAUUAAGAUUAAUGUCUGAUGGAAACAUGAAACAACUCAUGUCUUUCUUGGUAACAUCAUAACAUAGUUACAUCUGUGUGCUCUUAGAAGAGAGUCUGUUGAUUUUUGUCAGGCUUUCAUUGUUUUGAUUUGUGGCUGUUACUGAUUUUCAUUUGUGGAAAUAUACCUACCUCUUCUGUUGGAAAGAACAUUUAAAAUUAAAUAAAUUUUAAUUAAAAAAUCAAGGAGUCCUCUAAUGUAAAUUUUAAUAGCAACUUUCAAAUCCACUAUUUUUUUUUUGUUUUUUGUUUUUUGUUUUGCUUUUUUACAAAUAGCAUACACCAAACAUUUCCAUGAAACUAUGCUUCUCUUUCAAUAUGUUUAAUUUUGGAGUGAUAUUUCCCUUGUGACUAAGUUGCAAGAUCUUAUUUAUUAACUCAUCAUGAAGUAUAAAUCCAUCUUGGUGCAAUAUUCUUGACUCCUUGGUGCUAAAAGAUUGUUAAAUUCAGUACUUGAUGUUACAAGGUAUUGUUAAAACACAAUGAAUAAAAGUGAGAGUAGUCAGAACUAUCAAAAUUGCUAUUUACAAAUGAAAUAUUUCAUGUAAUAGAAAUGAUCAACUGAAAAUAAAGCAGGAAGAAGAACUUGUACCGUGUUUUACUACACAGGUUAAUUUGGAGGGGAUGUUACACAGGGAUCAUUACAGAAAGAGAAAGUGUGACCCCCUAAAAGCAUGAAUAAUUUCUAAGUGUUUCAACAACAUGUCAAAACCGCAUGUGUAGGAUGUAUGCUGUCUGUACAGAUAAACUAUUUCAGAAUAUUUUGUAAACUAUAUUUAUUGUGCAUUAAAUUUACAUACUUUCUUCCCAAAGGCAUGCAGUCCUGAGAAUUGCAAACAGUUUGCAACACAUAAAGUAGUUUGGUCUAAGAGGAUUCAACAACUUUGUUUUUGCUGCUCAGUGUGUGAUGAUAGAGAUUUGUAAAUCUUUGUGAACAUUCUGUACUGGCUCCCCAGAGCUAUUUGUUCCCUGCUACCUGAUUUCUGCACAAUAAAUAUACUAUUGCUGUGGGAAAAAUAUUUUUUGUUAAUUAGUUUAUUAUAAUGUAAUUUUGUGCUAUGUAUUUAUGUAUUUUGUUUAGCUGUUAAUGUUCUAAAUUCUUUUCUGUUGCCCAUUUCUUACAUAGAAAAUAAAGGAGACUAGAACAUGAGCACCUACAAUUUCUG